ACCAUAACGUAAAGGGGAGAGCAUCUACCGUUUUCAGCAUCCAAGCUUGUGUCGUCGAUCUCUGCGAAGCCCUCUGAAACAAUGAGGUUCUCAACACUCCAGGCCGCCUUCGGCUCGGCCUCGAUUCUGCUCUCCGCCCAGCCCGUCUCUGCGAAUCUUGGCCACCGGCACGCGCACGCUCACUAUUCAAAGAGGCAUGGCCACGCCCAUCAGGCAGAGGAGGCUGCCAGCGCGCCCAUCGUCGCGAGGAAAGCGAAGUGCACCUUGCCCGACCACCCUGACCUGGUGUACGUGCCCGGGAAAGUAAACAACGGCUUCGCCAUGAGCCCCGAUCAGCCGUGCGAGGACGGUACUUGGUGUCCAAUUGCCUGUGUGCCGGGCAAAGUGAUGGCGCAGUGGAAGCCUCACACGCGCUACAUCCCUGGGGACUCGAUGUACGGCGGGCUGUACUGCAACGGUGGGACGCCGGAAAAACCGUUCGACUCAAAACCGUACUGCGUGGAUGGCACAGGCGCGGUUAAGGCCGUGAACAAGGCUGGAAGUGUCGUAUCGUUUUGCCAGACCGUCCUUCCGGGUAACGAGGCCAUGAUCAUCCCGACCGAUGUCACAGACUCCGUAACACUCGCUGUACCCGGGGCUGAUUACUGGGCUGGAACUUCGGCACACUAUUAUAUCAACGCGCCUGGGAUCGACUCCUCCAAGGGCUGUGUAUGGGGAACGAUCGACCAGCCGAUUGGGAAUUGGAGUCCUUUUGUCGCGGGGGCCAACACCAUGGCGAGCGGCGAAACAUUUGUGAAGAUUGCGUGGAAUCCCGAAUACUUGAAGACGCCGCUGAAGAACACCCUCCCGACGUAUGGUCUCAAGAUCGAAUGCCCAGACGGAGGCUGCAACGGGGUACCGUGCUCCAUCGAUCCGUCCAAGGAUGGGCUGAACGGCGUGUCGAGCCCGGUUGCGACGGACGGGGUUGAAGGCUCCGGCUUCUGCGUUGUCACUGUUCCCAAGGGGCGUACUGCCAACAUUGUGGUCUUCAACACGGACGGCUCCUCGGGCGCCCCGGCUUCUUCGUCCAAGUCAAAGGAGCCGCCCAAGACCACGAGCGUUGCGAAGCCCACAACCACUAGCACCCCAUCGACUAGCUCUGCUCCUCCUUCGACCUCGAGCUCGACCUCGACCUCGUCGUCGUCGUCAUCGUCGUCGUCCUCCACGACGCCGUCCUCGUCAUCUGCCAAAUCCACCACCAAAUCCGCGUCGCGGUCGUCAACCACGUCAGAUAUCUUUGUCGGAGGUAUCUUCCAAGAACAGUCGGCGUCCGGUGAGACGUCAAUCUACUCAGCUCCCAGAUCUACGGCCCAACCGGUUGCGAGCACGACCGCGGAUGCCGCGGGUCCCAGCUCGGCCACGCCGAGUAAGAAUGAGGGAAUCGCCGCCGAGGGUGACUCUGCCAUGGCCGGCCUUGUCGUGGCUCUGGUUGCUGCCGCCGCCCUGUUCUAAGCGGCUGUUCCUCUGGCCAUUCUUCCGCCAGCACUUUUGGCGCUUCGUUCGUUCUAUCGUUCGAUCUCGGCUUGUACGUUGUUAAUCUCGUCGACAG
Chaetomium strumarium is the source of this 1588-nucleotide messenger RNA. RefSeq lists its product as uncharacterized. The coding region runs from base 82 to 1491 and encodes 469 amino acids. The record is from RefSeq and is a predicted model, not a curated record. The transcript is spliced from 3 exons. Lineage: Eukaryota; Fungi; Ascomycota; Sordariomycetes; Sordariales; Chaetomiaceae.